Molecule: messenger RNA, 759 nt
Organism: Adineta ricciae
Lineage: Eukaryota; Metazoa; Rotifera; Eurotatoria; Adinetida; Adinetidae
Source: the annotation of a GenBank genome assembly
AUGUUAUUCGAUCGAACAUUACGUCAAGCACUUCAUAAUCAUGUCAUCAUUGUUCUUCUUUUCAUUUGUUUCCUUGCUGAUUGUACACUUUAUCCGUGGAUGCUUUACUUUUAUCAAAAUCGAGACAGAUGGGAUCGAUCGAUGAUCUUUUGUACCAUUUGGGGAUUUCUGGACUGGGGUCUUUAUGUCUUACACACAAUGUUGUUUGCAUGGGCAACAGUCGAACGACAUAUUCUCAUCUUUCAUGAUCGAUGGAUCUCAACAAGAAAAAGUCGAUUGAUUCUUCACUAUUUUCCUCUCCUUUUCUUUCCAUUUUAUUUAUUUCUCUUUUAUUUUUGUGUUUACUUUUUUCCACCGUGUGAAAAUUAUUCUGAUCCAUCAUCUCCUGUUUGUAUGUGGCCAUGUUUGUAUGAUAGUUAUGCACUAUCUAUUAUUUCAUUACUUGUUCGUGUUCUGUGGCAAAGAGUUCGAAUGCGACAAACCAUUCAUUGGAAGAAACAUCGAAAAAUGGCCAUACAAGUCUUAUCGAUCUCAUGUGUUUAUCUUUUAUUAUUGUUACCCUAUGCUAUUAUUUAUAUUCUUCGAUAUUGUGUUGGUUUAUCAUAUCCAUUGCUCAUCGAAUUUUCAACGUCAACAGUUUUCACUAAACUACAAACGCGAAUGAGAAAUCUUCUUCAUUUACGACCCGCAAGACACAUUCAGCCAGGUAUGACAAUCUCGGUUAGAACUCAUCCAACUGGAAAUGACCGACGAACAUAA